AUGCCAAAAGAUACAAUCUUAUUUGAACGAAAUAGGGUUACUAUUAAAGAGAAAUCACCACAAAGUGAAACACGUGCAACACCACUUGAUGAAAUAACUGGAACAAUAACAGUUAUAGAAAAUGACCGUGGAAAAUUUUUUCGUUUUGUACCAUUAGGUCUUGAAGAUGUUAUGACAGAUGAUUGGGCACUUAUUAAUGGUGGCCAUUCAAUUGUGUGCGAUAAAAAUGAUGGAGAUUCUGUAGCAGCAUCAUCUAGUCCACUAUUGAAAUUUCGUUUUCAUUUUAAUUUAAAUGAUUUACGAAGUGUUCGUCGACAUCAUAUGGUUCAUGGUAUAGCUCAUAUGGUAUUUAUUCUUAAAGAUGGUACAACAUUACCAGCAUUUUAUUUUAACCAUGGUGGAAGUAAAGAACUUUUACAAAAACUUGCUCAAUAUUUACCACUUGAGAAAUCAACACAAGAUACUCGUUUAUAUAUUGUUAAAGAUGAUCUUCAACGAGAAAACUCUUCACAAUCAAUCAGUGCUUUUGAUCAACUUAAUUUAUUUGACAAUUCCAAUGAUAUUAUGAAACGAUUUCAAGGAAAUGAUUCUCGUCGAACAGCAAUUGAACGUUUUUCUCGUGUGACAAAUUUUCUUAAAGAUACAUUUCUUGGUCAAAAUGAAUUAAUAUCAACAACAGAAAAUUCAGAUAGAAAAUUUGAAUGUGAUGCAACUGCUCUUAUGGAAUCAUUUAAUGGUGAUUUUAGAGAAUCAAAUAAUGAUGGUUUUGAAGUGAUUUACAAGGUGGAUUUUAAAAAAUUACCUGAUGUGGCACGUGGUCAACCGUUAACAGUAAAAGAAUGGCAAAUGUCAUUUGAUAAAGAUGGACGUAUAAUUGAUGUUAAAAAAUUAAAAGAACGAAUAUUUCGUGGUGGUUUAGAAUCAAACGUAUUAAGACGCGACGUAUGGAAGUUUUUAUUAAAUUAUUAUCCUUGGUCAUCAACACGUGAUGAACGUAUAGAAUUAGCUAAGCAACGAAAAUCAGAAUAUCAUACAAUGAAAGUGCAAUGGAAAUCAAUAAAUGAACAACAAAAACAAAAAAAUAAUUUAUUCCGUGAUCGAGGAUCAUUAAUUGAAAAAGAUGUAACACGGACUGAUCGAACACAUGAAUAUUUUCAAGGAGAAAAUAAUGUUCAUGUCAAAGUACUUUAUGAUAUAUUAAUGACUUAUAAUAUGUACAAUUUUGAUUUGGGUUAUGUACAAGGUAUGAAUGAUUUAUUAAGUCCAAUAUUGGUGAUAAUGGACGAUGAAGUUGAUGCAUUUUGGUGUUUUGUUGGAUUAAUGUCACGAAUGGAACAAAAUUUUCAUAUGGACCAAUUGCAUAUAAAAUCUCAACUUAGUAAUCUACAUACACUUCUUCAAUUUAUUGAUGCUGAACUUGCAAAAUAUUUGGUUGAAAAUAAUGCUAAUAAUAUGUAUUUCUUCUUUCGAUGGAUGUUAAUUUGUUUUAAACGUGAAUUUUCAUUUGAUGAUGUUAUGUAUUUAUGGGAGGUCAUAUGGACAGAUCAUAUAUGUCGAAAUUUUGAAUUACUUAUUUGUUUGGCUAUAUUAAUUUCACAAAAAACAGUAAUUAUGGAGUCAAAAUUUGGUUGCACUGAAAUUUUAAAAUUUUUCAAUGAUUUGUCCUGUAAUCUCGACUUGGAUACGUGUCUUCUAUCAGCCGAAAAACUUUAUAUUCAAUUAGCUACACAUCGUGAUAUUCCCACAUCCAUCGCUAAAAUUCUUGGUCUUCCAACUGGUCCUAAUCAACAAUAUCUAUCAACUGUAGAAAAUGCCACCUAUCCACGUAAAAUUUAUACCGAACAACCACGUGGUACGAUGAAUUUAGAUAAUUCAUAUUUUCGUCAAGAAUCUGAACCAUCAUUGGUUCCUGUUCAACAUGAGACGACAGAAGCAGCACUUAAUGACUUUUUACAAUGA
Rotaria sp. Silwood1 is the source of this 1959-nucleotide messenger RNA. Lineage: Eukaryota; Metazoa; Rotifera; Eurotatoria; Philodinida; Philodinidae. The record is from the annotation of a GenBank genome assembly.